AUGGACGCUUGGCUUUUAAAUCUUAUGAUCGACUACUGCCCAUCUCUCAUGAGUUUAUCAUCAACAGGUCAAUUACCUAAGACGCUUGAGCACGUUGGAAGUUUAAAAAUUUACAAUUGCUAUUCUUUGACGUGCAUUGUGAGAGGUCAGCUACCUUCAUCUCUGAGAAAGCUAUCAGUAAUGAAUUGUACAACAUUGAAGUGUUUGUCGGAUAACACAGAAGAUGUUGGCACUUCCUCUCUAUCUUCUUCUUCAGCGAUGCACAGAGAGAACAUUGACAACGCUAGAAUAUCUCAGCUAGAAGACUUGGAGAUCAUGGAUUGUGAUAGUCUUGAAUCCCUACCCGAGGGUUUACACAAUCUUAAUUUUCUUCGCAUAAUUAAAUGUGAUUGUCUUUUUUCCUUCCCAGAUGAAGGGCUUCCUAGCACAAUCCGAAACGUCAAUAUAUCUGAUUGUGGGAAUCUUAAAGCUCUCCCCAAUGGCAUCCACACCCUCAACUCUCUUCAAACAUUGACGAUAUCCCAUUGUCCAAGAAUAACAUUUCCGGAAGAAGGUCUGCCCACCAACCUCACAUCACUUACAGUUGUAGGACCGAAUAUCUGGAAGCCACUGAUGGCGUGGGGAUUGCACAAACUCACCUCUCUUAAAUACCUCAAUAUUGAGUGGGGAUGGCACGGGCCCUUUCUUACCUCUCACUCGACUAUUGAAGGCUCAGAUGCAGAAUCUUUUCCAGAAGAAGGGAUGUUGCCGCCCUCUUUAACACGUCUGGUCAUUUGUGAAUUCGCAAAAUUAAAAUACCUAUCUUCCCAAGCUUUUCAAAAUCUCACCUCUCUUCAACAUUUAGAGAUCUCUGGUUGCCCAUAUCUGACAUCCUUUCCAGAGGAGGGCCUCCCAUCCUCACUUUCGGUGUUAACGAUUGUGCGUUGCAGUCUGUUAAAAGAAAAGUGUAAGAAGAAUGAAGGACAAGAGUGGUCGAAGAUUGCCCAUAUCCCUGGAAUCAGAAUUUUGUAA
Pistacia vera is the source of this 1011-nucleotide messenger RNA. RefSeq names its product putative disease resistance protein At3g14460. The record is from RefSeq and is a predicted model, not a curated record. The coding region runs from base 1 to 1011 and encodes 336 amino acids. NCBI's taxonomy places the organism in Eukaryota, Viridiplantae, Streptophyta, Magnoliopsida, Sapindales, Anacardiaceae. The transcript has a single exon.